GAUGUGGGAGUGCUCUCCAUCAAGGCCGAACUGGGACGCGACCCGGAAGCCUUAGCCGAGAUGACCGAGAUGACCGAGAGCGACAUCGUGGAGGAGGAAGAGGAUGCUUCCGAGCAAAUCCAAGCUCUGGAGAAGCAGAUAACCGUUUUGAAGAAACGGCAGGCCAAGGCCUGA
Messenger RNA from Durusdinium trenchii, 174 nucleotides. The record is from the annotation of a GenBank genome assembly. Lineage: Eukaryota; Dinophyceae; Suessiales; Symbiodiniaceae.